Messenger RNA from Osmerus eperlanus (European smelt), 2919 nucleotides. It is a transcript of the gene fosl2, whose product is annotated as FOS like 2, AP-1 transcription factor subunit. Bases 592 to 1710 code for a protein of 372 amino acids. Gene Ontology annotation, cellular component: nucleus. Gene Ontology annotation, molecular function: RNA polymerase II cis-regulatory region sequence-specific DNA binding; DNA-binding transcription factor activity, RNA polymerase II-specific. The record is from RefSeq and is a predicted model, not a curated record. NCBI's taxonomy places the organism in Eukaryota, Metazoa, Chordata, Actinopteri, Osmeriformes, Osmeridae. Gene Ontology annotation, biological process: regulation of transcription by RNA polymerase II. The transcript has 4 exons.
CUUCAUAGUGCCAUUGAAGUGAGUCAUCCAGGGGGGCUUGUGGUAACGAAGGACAAAAAGACCGGAGUUGUUCCAGAGAGAACAGUAGACAGUUGUAAUAAAGUGCGGUAAAAGGAAACUAUCCAGUAGAGUAGGCUUGACUGGAAAGAAAAUUUAAUCUUGAGUCACACGCGGCACAGGUCAUUUCGCCUCUGGAUUGACUGCGAAAGUAGGUGUCCUAGUACUACUGACAUUUGUUAUAGAAAGUCGCUUCGACUAACGCACCUGAAGUCCGCCGUAGUUUUUUUUACCUGGAGCUGCAACUCAAGGAACAAAGUUAUACAUCAAGUGGUUGCCUGCUAUUGAUAUCAAGGAAUCUAAUAUUUAUUUUGUGUGGAGACGAGGUUUAAUCCUAUUUAGCAAGCAAAGCUAAUUUCAUUUUACACUGAAUUUGCACUUUGUGGUUGCAAACAUCUGGAUAUUGAAGUGAACGAGCACUGGUAUCGAGUCAUUCUCAACACGCAAGGAUUUCACCUUUGUGCUGUUCUCUUUAAGGAUCAUUAGAGCUUCGGACCUUAUAUCAUCUACUGAAAACGAUCUCUUUCCUGGAUCAUGUACCAGGACUACUCGGGGAACUACGACACGUCGUCCCGCGGCAGCAGCACUUCACCGGCACAGCCAGAGUCGUUCACAAGCGGCAGCAGCACGAUUGGCAGUCCGAUCUCUACCUCCAGCUACCAGAAGUACAGGGUCGACAUGCCCGGCUCCAGCAGUGCCUUCAUACCCACCAUAAACGCCAUCACAACCAGCCAGGACCUGCAGUGGAUGGUGCAGCCCACCGUCAUCACCUCCAUGUCCAACCCCUACUCCCGCUCGCACCCGUACGGCCACCAUCUCACCAACGGCCCGGGGCUCUUGGGACACAACACGCUGGCACGCCCCGGCGUCAUCCGCUCGAUUGGAGAUGCCCGUGGACGCCGCAAGAGAGAUGAGCAGGCUUUGUAUUUUUCUCAGCUAACCCCAGAGGAGGAGGAGAAGAGGCGUGUGCGACGUGAGAGGAACAAGCUGGCCGCCGCUAAAUGCCGCAACCGCAGACGAGAGCUGACAGAUAUGCUACAAGGGGAGACUGAAAAGCUCGAGGAAGAGAAAGCGGACCUCCAGAAGGAGAUCGAGACCCUGCAGAAGGAGAAGGACAAGCUGGAGUUCAUGCUGGUGGCCCACAACCCUGUGUGCAAGCUGCCCACCGAGGACCGCCACCAGGUGUUGAACCACCACCAGCACCACCACCAGCACCACCACCAGCACCAGCAGCAACAGCACCAGCAGUGCGCCCCCCUUCCCCUGACCAUGCGCUCCCUCAACCUGGGCCCCCGUGGGCCCCUCAACCCCGUGGUGGUGAAGCAGGAACCCGAGGAGGACGACGACUCGGAGGACGGCAAGCCCCAGCGCUCCGUCAUCAAGCCCAUUUGCUUAGGGGGCGGAGUCAUGAGCCUCGGCGGCGGGAUGUACUGCUCGGACGGCGACAGCCUCAACACGCCGGUGGUGGCGGCGUCCACCCCGGCGUCCACGACGCCCAACGCGCCCAGCCUCAUCUUCACCUACCCCAACAUGCUGGAGCCCGAGAGCCCCUCGCCGUCCUCCGAGUCGUGCUCCAAGGCCCACCGGCGCAGCAGCAGCAGCGGGGACCAGUCCUCCGACUCGCUCAACUCGCCCACCCUGCUGGCUCUCUGAGUGGGCCAUCGUUUUGAGGGAAGGACAACCUCCGCUUCCCUUUGUCGACCCGGUAGACUUAAGAGCACACUCCCCCACCGAACGACCCCCGAAAGACCGCCCGACAGACCGCAGGCCGUUGUUGCUCCACUCUGUGGACUGGGAUAGAACUCGCCAAGGGCUACUGACGCUUCGCUGGGGGUUCCCUACCCUUCGUAUGUUCCCAAGGUGUGUACCGUGCCGGUCUUGUGUUGUUCCUCCCCCAUUUCAAGUCGAGCUCGUCCAUUUGUUUAGCGAUGGAAGAGACCGAGGCGGGAGCGAGAGGGGCGACGGCCGACCACCCCAUCUGUUUUUUCGAAUCGCGGCGCUAAAAGCCACGUGACGCCAAUUGCACUCUGCAAAGAUCAAUCACUAAGCAACCGUCGCUACUGCUAUCGUCAAAAAGAAGUCUGUGUGUCCUGGCUUCCCUCUGUUCUGGUGGAGGGAUGGAGACCCAGACCGUGACUACGAGCAAACCCGCCAUUUUUUGCUGACGAAAUGGAUCACUUUGUUUCCAUCUCUGAUCUGUAUUUAUUCCUAUUGUUGUAGUUUUUUUUUUUGUCCCCCCCCCCUUCCUCCUCGCAUUCUGACGCUGUCCCCUUCUUAAACUGCCUGUAGAGCAGCAAUCGGUUUGCAAGGUGAGCCAUGGAACCUCACUGUCUCAAAGGAAUCAAGCCAAUUCUAAUUUGUCAGUUGGGUUCUCUACACCCUUAGACCGUUGAUGACCGUAGUAUUAAUGUACUUCUCCUCAGUUGUAUACCUGAACUGUGUUCCGCACAGAAUUUUGUAAAACAAAGGUCAGGGAAUUCUUUGUUGUCUUGAUGGCGUCCCCUCAUUUGAAUGACCAUUACAGGAAGUGAUUCACAAUGGCCUAUAGACUACAGGAGAGAUAGCCAAACAACACAUCUGUUCACUGCUGAAAUGUGGUUGUCUUAGGAAAUAUGCCAACACACAAAAAGUUGAACUGAACAUCGCAGGACUAUGCCCUUAAACUAAUUUGACAGAUGUAUAAAGUCAUACAUGAAUUAAUUGUUUCUUUUCUUCUUGUCACCCUUUUGACAAAGCAAGAGUUUAGUCUACAUCAGGAUACUGGAUAUUCAUUGAAAACAAGACAGGUUUUGUGGAGUGAAACCCCCAAAAUGCUUUUUUGUACAUAUGUUUUCAUUUAAAUAAUAAAUAUUUUUUUGUGGA